UGUAUAUACGUAUAACUGUAGUGAAAAGAUCCCACUUUUGAUCUUGAUUACAAUCAUGAAGUGUGUAUUAGCUUUUGUUUUCGUUGUUGUUCUUUCAGUGGUGUAUGGAGAGAGAUGUCAAAUAGCAAGUGACUGUACAUUGGAAUCAUGCGGAAACGGUGCAAUGGUGGAAUGCAACGACGAAAACUUGUGUACCUGUCGCGACGCAACAGCAACCACCUGCCAUACAGCGAAAGACUGUGACCACCAUGGGCCAUGCCAUGAACAUGGUCACGGACACCACGCCUCAUGGCAUUGCUUUGAUGGAGCAUGCAGAUGUAUCUAAGCACCGAAUUGAGUGAUUGAAAUAAACAUUACAUUUUCUCAG
This is a messenger RNA of Mytilus trossulus (common blue mussel), 367 nucleotides long. Its product is annotated as serine protease inhibitor Cvsi-2-like. Lineage: Eukaryota; Metazoa; Mollusca; Bivalvia; Mytilida; Mytilidae. The transcript has 3 exons. The record is from RefSeq and is a predicted model, not a curated record. Bases 56 to 325 code for a protein of 89 amino acids.